Messenger RNA from Arthroderma uncinatum, 1449 nucleotides. RefSeq lists its product as uncharacterized. Lineage: Eukaryota; Fungi; Ascomycota; Eurotiomycetes; Onygenales; Arthrodermataceae. The transcript has a single exon. The record is from RefSeq and is a predicted model, not a curated record. The coding region runs from base 1 to 1449 and encodes 482 amino acids.
AUGCUCCACCCUUUUUUAGACAUCGAAGAUGCCUUGGUGUCCGAAGACAAUCCCGCCAGUGAAGGCAUGUUCGAUUUCGAGCGAUGCGCGAAGUUACAUAACUAUCUUGUCGCCCUUGGCUGGAUGGCAGCGCAUCAGAAGAAGGCCGAGGAUUUGGAUGAGUUAUUAACGCGACCAUCUUUCUUCGAGGUAUAUGCCGACAACAACGUCGAAAUACUUGAUAACAAGCUUGAUGAUUCCAUGGUAUCAUUUCUCGGAUCUGUCAUCAUACCUGAUUUUAGUCGUGGGGAUCUGGGUUUCUUCUACUGGGUCUCAAGUCUUGUAGAGCCCAAAGAAAUGCUCGUCACAGACACAACUCUUUUAGAGUAUGAAGGAGAUGAGACUGAAGACGGCCGUCCGCUCUUCCUCCUACUUUAUGAUACGGCAACAGGCAGCCACUCAUUUGGAGUCAUCUAUGACCAGCAGCGCCACCGUGUUGCAUUCCCUAUGUAUCUUGAGGAUACCGAUUUCGUGCUCCCUGUGGAGGAACAUCCAGAAAUGUGGCAUCCGCUGGAGACGAUGCUAACCAAAUGGAUCAAGCUAAUUCAUAUCGGCAAGGUGACUCUAUCUGAAACACCUGACACUGACUGGAUCUGGCAGCCGUAUAGUGCUGCACAGGUUGACAGCGCCGUGCUGGCAUUCGACCGCCUUACCGCUGCAAUUGAAGCUCGGAUGUCUGAUGCUUCUUUACUCUCUAUCGACGGUGACAAGCCUCUAUUUACUGAGGUAGAGCUAGAUACUGCAUCUGUGCCUAAAAGCUGCUUUAUUCGCUCCGUUCUCACGCGAGUAAGAACCCCACGCUUUAUAACUAUCGCACCUGGUCUCAAAGUCCCGCAUGACGCCGCUAUAUUUGCCGUUAAUCAAAAGUUUAUUGCUAUACAACGUAGGGUUGACCGAUACAGGCCUGGCACAAUGAUUCCCCCGGUUCUUAUCUUCGGUCCAGCUGAUCCUAACCAGACAAUCAAUAUUGAUAAAAGCGAAAGAUACAUGGCCCUAAACCCUUUUGAACACAUGGGCCUGGUUAUUCCGUUUGGGGACCACUCAACGCCCGCUGGCUUGUAUAGCGAGGCAGUGGAGCAGGGAUCUUACUACGCUACUAAUGAGGAGGGCAUCUGGCUACUACUCCCCUUUCCGCUACGGGUAGAUGACUGGUCUGAGCAAGGAGCCCGGACAGGCGAUCGCAAUAUGGUUAAGAGAGGAACUAUAUCCGGUUUAUUCCAACAGGGCUUUCAGCCAUUUGGAGGCGAGCAUCACCCACAGAGCCUAGAGCGGCUGCUCGAUAAAUGGAGGGAGCUAGUCGAGACCGGGAUUUGGACUGUGGGUGAUUCUGGUGUAGAGGGAGGCAUUGAUACAUUUAGAGAUGCUGAUACCGGCGCAUGGAAAGACUAUCUGAUUCCCUCAGAACUAUGA